Messenger RNA from Aureococcus anophagefferens, 1830 nucleotides. RefSeq lists its product as hypothetical. The annotation marks the transcript as partial. NCBI's taxonomy places the organism in Eukaryota, Pelagophyceae, Pelagomonadales, Pelagomonadaceae. The record is from RefSeq and is a predicted model, not a curated record. The transcript has 2 exons.
GUCGAGGUCGACGUCGGCGAGUUCGCGGGCGACGCCCAGGCGAGCGAGACCCUGCUCCAGGGCUACCUGGGGCUGCCCGUGCGCGACCUCGAGGCGCUGCCGCUCUUCGCGCUGGGCCUCGACGGCGCGGGCCGCGUCGCGUUCGCGUCGCGCGGCGCGCGGUCCGCCGCGGCCGUGCGGCGCGGCGCGGCGCUCGACGACCUCGAGUUCCGGUCCGCGGGCGACCUGGGCCACGCGCGGCGCGAGAUCCGGCGCGUCGUCGAGGCCGCGCGCGCGCCGCGGCCCUUCACGCUCUGGCUCCGGCGGCCCGGCGGCGGCGACUUCGCGUCCGUCGUCGUCCACGCGCUCCGCUUCGGCGGCGCGGGCGGCGCCGCGCGCGUCGCCCUCGUCGGCAACGUGCUCAGCGACGCCCAGCUCCGCGAGGCCGUGGCGCUGAGCGACGCCGCGGCGCGCGGCGCGCGGCGCUGGUCGCCGCGCGUGUCCUUCGACGGCGGCGCGCCGUCGCCGCGGCGGUCGCCGCGCGUGUCCUUCGACGGCGACGCGAGCCCCCGGACGCCCCGGGGCUACUACGCCGAGUCGCCGCGGACGCCGCGCUGCGGCGACGACCGGCCCGCGCGGCGGUCGCGGACGCACCUCGAGGCGCUGCUCCUGCCGCCGCGCCCCGCGAUCGAGAACAUCGGCGACGCCAUGGACCGCCUCGAGAUCGAGAGCGCGCGGUCCCGCGGCACGCCGCGGGACGCGCGCGACGAGCCCCAGGCCUACCCCUGGGUCAUCGCGCGCGGCGCCGCGGACGUCUUCCUCCUCCGCUACGUCGCCGCGUCCGGCGCGCUCGAGGGGUCCGUCUACCGGCCCCGGCCCGGCGUCGAGCACAUCCCGCGCCUCGAGGCGCCCUACGUGACCCAGAUGGCCGCCGGCGGCGCGCGCCUGCCGACGACGACGCACGUCUUCGCGCGCGCGCCGGGCGAGACGGACCGCGCGGCCGCCGUCGUCCGCGCCGCGACGCCGCUCGCCGCGGGCUCCAUCUUCGGCUGCGGCGAGUGCUGGCACCACCUCGUGGGCCUGCCCCCGCCCGACGCCCUGGGCGAGGGGCAGGCGGGCGCGGCGGCGCUCGACGCGAUGUCGCGCGCGCGCCGCGUCGCGGGCGGCCAGCUCGACGUCGGCGCGGACGGCACGCUGUCGCGGUGGUGCGUCUACACGUCGAGCCUCCGGCCGGAGCCGUCGGACGUGCUCGCGCUCGCGUCCCAGGUGCCCCUGCCCUUCGAGCGGCUCUGGCUCAUCUGCGUCAAGGAGCCCGCGGGCGACGACGGCGCCCGGCCGCGGUGGCCCGCCUGGGCGCCCGGCCCGCGCGACCGCGACGAGCUCGAGGCCGCGGGGCGGCUCCAGUACACGUCGGCGACGUCCUUCAUCGUCAAGGCGGCGACGGUCGACGCGCGGGCCUACGAGGACGCGCGGUCCGCCGUGCUCGUGGCCAUGAACGCGCGGCAGCGGUUCCGCGAGGCCAAGGCCGAACUCCGCGCGUCCGCGGCGGGCGCGCGCGCGCGCGACGACGCGCGGCGCCUCGCGGCGGAGGCGCGGCUCCACGAGGCGCACCUCGAGUACUCCGCGUCCAAGGCGUCGCUGCGGGGCACGGCGGCCCUCGAGACCUUCCUCCGGGGCAAGCGCGAGCGCCGCGCGCUCCGCGGCCUCGGCAUCUUCGACGACCGCUGGCCCCGGCUCUACGCGCGCCUGCGGCUCGUCGAGAUCGGCCGCGCCGACGCCGGCUCCGUAUACCGGGUGCUCUACAACCCGCGGCCCCACCUGUUCCUCUACGACCCCGAGGCGUAUUCCUAG